ACAGCGAUAGUAUCUUGUGAUUGUUUAGUUUAGUUGGUGACUGUUUUUUUUUUAUUUCAAUGCCUCUAUGGCUUUGUCAGUCUUCAUCAUUUUCAUACUUUUAAACGAGAUCAAGAAGAAAGUUUCAAUAGAGAAAAGGUAAUAUCGCUGUUGUGGCAGUUGGGGUCUAUCUCAAUCAAUGUAAUGUUCAAAGCAAAAUCAACUGCUAACUCUCUAACCAACAUAACCUAGCUAGCUUGCUAGAGUAUCUUUCUAUGCCUACCAUCAAAGAUUGAAUUAGUGCUACUGUAAUACGCUGUAGUUAGAGGGAGAGAUUGAUUAGAAUAGCAAUAGAUAGAUAGAUAGAUGGAUAUAUUUUUAACUGGCAAAAAAAUCUGUUUCUUGAUGCUUCUCUUUCUCUCCUGCUUAUAUCUAUUAGUGGUUUCGUUGUUGUCCAAUGUGACGUCAUCUGAAAAAGUUCAAAACGACGAUAAGGGUAACGUCGGGGUACAAUUCCAACGAUCCAAGAGUAACUGGCCUGUCCCUGGAGCCAACAAAAACCACUUACACGUUUUUGUGCAGGUCUCAGAUCUUCAUAUAAGUGUCUUCUUUGACUCAAAAAGAUAUGUCGAUUUUUCUCAUUUCCUUAAGACCUCGUUGAGUCUCAUUAGGCCAGAUGUCGUCCUUUUAACAGGUGACAUAACCGAUGCAAAAUUGAGGAAUUUUGAAGGCUCUGAGCAAAAUUUAAAAGAAUGGCAGAUAUACCAAAGUAUUUUAAACAACUCCAAAAUUUUGAAGAAAACUGUCUGGCUUGAUACCAGGGGGAACCAUGAUGCCUUUGAUGUUAGAGACACCCAGAGCCAAAAUAAUUACUUCAAAAAGUACUCAGUAAAAGGGUUAGGCGGACAAUUAUCGUAUCAUUAUCAGCACCGGACCCCGGAUGGAGAUGUGACGUCAUUCAUUGCCGUCGAUGCUUGCCUCAAUCCCGGCCCUAAAAGGCCCUUCAACUUUUUUGGCAUGUUGCAAGAAGUAUGUACAUGUAUUGGUGUAUGUGUUUUUCUGAGAAAUGCUUCAGAAAGCUCUAAUGUUACAAUCCUAUUUGGUCACUAUCCAACGUCUGUUAUCAGCAGUCCUAGUUCUGCCUAUGUUCGGAGUCUUUUUAGGUCUGGUCUUGCCUAUUUCUGUGGCCAUUUGCAUACCUUUGCUGGGAUGCUUCCGAACAUGUACACCCAUCACAAGGAAGGCUUUCUAGAAUUGGAACUUGGUGAUUGGAAAGACAGUAGGCUUUAUCGAAUUAUAGCGCUGGACCACGGCAUGAUGUCGUUCGUUGACGUCAUCAACAAGAGAUACCCCAUCAUCAUCGUGACCAAUCCCAAAGAUGAAAAGUUUGCUGUUGAGGGCAAGGAACCUCUUGAGAAUAUACAUCUAUCCACACACAUUCGUCAUUACAUCAUCGUCGUCAUCGUCGUCAUCACCACUACUAGAUUCAAAGACAUUGACCAGAGCAUGAGUGGCCUGUAUGUGUUGCAAUGGGACCCCAGCUUGUACAAGCAAGGUUUCCAUGUUAUCGAAGUUACAGCUACUCCUGAACAUGGUAAAGCGAAAGUGAAACAGGGAUUUUCGAUGGAUGGUUCUAAGAGUAGUUUUGGUUUUGUGCAGAGAUUCGUGCUAAAGAUGGAUCAUACCUAUCUUUUUAAAGUAUGCUUCACACUGGCCUACAUUGCCUCCAUAUUCCCACUCCUAUUCUUUAGAAUCAACAACGUCAAAAUCAUGGUUCUCACCCGUUCAAAAGCGGUAAACAUAAUAUUAAGAACGGUUCACAUCUGGUUGCAGAGGUUCUGCUUGUUAACAUCUGUCGGUAGGAUAUACUACCCUCUCCUUACUUACAAUCUCUACAUUGUUGUCGGUCCUUGGUUUAUUGGCUACGUGUUAUCAGAGCACAUUGGAGCUUGCUUUCUGUUUGGAAUUGUAGUGGAUGGUACAUUAAUCUACACCUCGCUUACCUACCUGUACGGGUUUUUUCAGCUCCUCCUCUUCAACAUUCCUCUAAUGUUGUACCUCUCGAAGUUUCUCGACCUCUCCAACAACAGCAACAAUUGCAGCAGCACUUGCUGUCAAAGCAACAACAACGACAACAAUAACAAAAGCUGUUGUAGAAGCAGUAGCAGCAGAAAAUGUUGCAGCAACAGUAGCAGCAGCAGCAGAAGAUGUUGCAGCAGUAGUAGCAGCAGCAGUAGAAGAUGUUGCAGCAGCGGUAGCGGUAACAAAAAAUGUUGCAGAAGUAGUAGUAGUAGUAGUACGGGUUGUGGUGUUAACGGCGGGAUUCCUUCUUUAAGAGUUGUUUCUCCUAUUUUUGAACUGAAUUUUCCGAAAAUGAUGCAACAGUACGUCCUGGCCCCUAUCAGGCAUGUCUACAGACACCUCAUCCUCUUCGUCGUCGUCAUCUUCCAAGUUUAUCUCAUUCUCACUGGCUUUCUCAAAUCGUACGGGUUCCUUGCUUUCAUGCUAUGUCCAUUGAGGACCUGGGCCAUCCUGUUGGCUCUCUACCUGCACUAUCAAAUCCAUCGCUACACUCAGUCCAAAACAUCGAAUCCGAUGACGAAGACGAUGAAGCGGCACGACAGUGACGUCAUUGAUGACGUCAAC
This is a messenger RNA of Helobdella robusta, 2625 nucleotides long. RefSeq lists its product as hypothetical. Lineage: Eukaryota; Metazoa; Annelida; Clitellata; Rhynchobdellida; Glossiphoniidae. The transcript has 18 exons. The annotation marks the transcript as partial. Gene Ontology annotation, molecular function: hydrolase activity. The record is from RefSeq and is a predicted model, not a curated record.